Molecule: messenger RNA, 6393 nt
Organism: Myxocyprinus asiaticus (Chinese sucker)
Lineage: Eukaryota; Metazoa; Chordata; Actinopteri; Cypriniformes; Catostomidae
Gene: phox2a
Product: paired like homeobox 2A
Exons: 3
Coding region: 300-1190 (296 amino acids)
Biological process (GO): regulation of transcription by RNA polymerase II
Molecular function (GO): RNA polymerase II transcription regulatory region sequence-specific DNA binding; DNA-binding transcription factor activity, RNA polymerase II-specific
Source: RefSeq, a predicted model, not a curated record
CAGAGACCACCGCCUCGCCAUUGUCUCCCGGACAGCAACUUUAUUAUAAACACGCCGAGAACCGCCCGGGCGCAGCAGAGCACCGGCACACCGGCACCGGACGCACACACGGCCGCUUGAGAGACUCUGGAUACUGCCACUGAGAGCAAAACAACCUGCAGUUCUGCUGGAAUUGAGAGGUACACUGGACUCAUAACGGACACCGUUCACAGAACCCACCUGCGCGUCAUUCCGUCGCGUUACCGCACCGCUGACAGCAGCCCGAAUCCGGAGCACCUGCGUCUCCAUCCGCCCUCCACAUGUACAAAAUGGAUUACUCGUAUCUGAACACGUAUGACUCGUGCAUGGCGGCGAUGGAGGCGUCGGCGUACGCGGACUUUAACUCGUGCAGUCAGGCCAACACCUUCCAGUACAACCCGAUCCGGAGCAGCUUCGCGUCCAACCCGGGAUGCGCGCCGCUCGCUUCGGCCAGCUGCACUCUGGGCGCGCUGAGAGAACACCAGCCUGCGCCUUAUUCCACAGUUCCGUACAAGUUCUUCUCGGAUCCGUCCGGUCUGAACGAGAAACGGAAGCAGCGGCGGAUCCGCACGACGUUCACGAGCUCUCAGCUGAAGGAGCUCGAGCGGGUGUUCGCGGAGACUCAUUACCCGGAUAUUUACACCCGGGAAGAGCUCGCGCUGAAGAUCGACCUCACCGAGGCCAGAGUACAGGUGUGGUUCCAGAACAGACGGGCCAAAUUCCGUAAACAGGAACGUGCCGCCAACUCUAAAGGAGGAAACGCUGGCAACACCUCUGGCGGCAAGAAAUCUGGAGAGAACCGCUCUUCAUCAGAGGAUGAUGAGUCUAAAGAGUCCACCUGCAGCCCGACGCCCGACAGCACGGCAUCUCUGCCCAGUUCUGGAAACAUGGGUAGUCCCGGGGCGAGCAGCCUCAGUCCCAGCCCGGUCUCGGGGUCUUCGGCCACCUUCACCAACACCUCCAUCUCGCCCUCCAUCCAUCAGGGUCUCAAGACUUCGCCGUGGCCCAGCAUCGGCUCCACCGGAGCGGGCGGUCUGACCCCUGGUGCCGCCCCGAGCCCGGACCUGCUGAAAGCCUGGCAGCCUGUGGACAGUAUGGCGUCCGGCCCGUUUGCAGGUGUUCUGUCUUCAUUCCACAGGAAACCGAACACAAUCAAGACCAACCUCUUCUAGACACUCGCUCUCAGUGUGUAUCUGUCACAACAUUUACUAGUGAAACAAUUUUCUCUCUUAGUUUGCUUAGAGCUGGACUCCUUUUAAUUUAUUGACAUACUGUGUGUGUGUGUGUGUGUAUGUGCAUGUGUAUGCAUGUGUUUGUGUGUAUGUGUUUGAGUGUGUGUGUAUGUGUAUAUAUAUGUAUGUGCGUGCAUGUAUGUGUGAGUGUGUGUGUAUAUGGGUGUGUAUAUUUGUGUGUGUGUAUGUCUGAGUGUGUGUGUAUGUGUAUAUAUAUGUAUGUGCGUGUGAGUGUGCGUGUGUGUGUGUGUGUGCGUGUAUGUGUGAGUGUGUGUGUAUGUGUAUAUGUGUGUGUGUAUAUGUGUGUAUGUCUGUGUGAGUGUGUGUAUAUGUGUGUGUAUGUAUGUGUGAGUGUGUGUGCGUGUAUGUGUGUAUAUGUGUGUGUGAGUGUGUGUAUGUGUAUAUGUGUGUGUGUGUGUGUGUGUGUGUGUAUAUAUGUAUAUGUGUGUCUACUGCCCAUUUCAUCAUGUUAUUUGUGUUUAUCAGGUCUGAUUCCUUCAGAUGUAAUUGGCUGACACACCUGCACAGCAAAGUAUUUAUUCCAAUAAAGGAAUAUUCCGGGUUCAAAACAUGUUAAGCUCAAUUUGUGGCAUAAUGUUGAUUACCACAAAAACAAUGGAAGUGAAUGCAGCCAAUGUGUAAACGUUUCAAAAGUAUAGACACAAGACAUAAACAAUGUGUGUUAACAUGAUUUUACUGUGAAUCAAUUUUACAACUUCGUAAACCCUAAAACAAUAGUAAAAAUGACAAUUUACAGCUCAAAUAAUACACAAGUUUUAACAGAAGAAUUAAUGUAAGUGCUUUUAUAAAAUUAUAAGCUUCACAUUUCUGCCUUUAAAUCCUCCAAAAAUUGCCCCCAUUGACUUCCAUUGUAAGUGUCUCACUGUAACACACAUUUGUGCUUUUAUUAAUGAAAAGGAGGAACAAGUCAAAAAGUCUAAACACUGGACAGUUUGUGAAGUUAAAGACCGCCUUAUAAAUGUAUAUCAACAAAGCUUCCAUUAAAUUGUCAUUUCAGUUCAUCUUAAAUGAAGCUAAUUUAAGCAGAAAUAUUUCUGGCUGUUUAGUCCAGAAAAGCUUUAGUACGUUUUUUUUCAGGAUGUGACAUUUUCUCAUGAAAACCUUUCAGAGGGACACUAAAUUAUAAUCCCACAACACACCACCCGUAACAUUUAGAAUAGUGGUCGAAUAAUAUAUUUUUGUCCUUUUAGCUGUCAUAUGGAGACACUUUACACCAUCCGACUGAUUCCCAAUUGAUCAAACUGAAUAUCCUGUUUCACUCGGAAAUAUGUCACAUUACAGAAGCAAACAAAAUCCAUUCAUGCUGAUUUUAAGAUGAUUUUCACUGGAUAGAAGCAUCAGUCUCAGACCUUCAAACAGCUUGUGUGUGUCUGUGUGUGUUUGUAUGUGUGACCCCCCCAAAAACAAGCAUAGUUAAACCACUUCAAGUUAAAGAAAAAAAAAUGUUGGGAUUGUCAGAUGAUUUUUUAAAGCUAGCAUUUUAAAAUAUUGAAACAUGAAAGUGUUUUGUAAAUAAUAAUAUAAAUAUGCUGUAGUUUCUUGGCUUCAAUGCACGCCAUGUUUCAUGAACAAUUCUGCUGUGUAUAUAAACCAUAAAAAAUUAAAUAAAGAUCAAUAAAAUGAAGCUCAGUCUGAUUCAGAUCAACACUUGAAGAGGUUCUACACACGUAUGAAAGAACAGAAUAUUUCAGCAUUGGUUGUAAUUAGAAAUUCUUACCAAAGUAACAAUUUGUGUUUGUGUGUUUUUACUUUUAUGACUGGAACAAAACAGUUGACAAGAAUACAUUUGUUAGGUUUUAACCCUUUAAACUCUGAAGGUGUUUUUAAAGAUUUCCUGUUUCAGUGGCAUACCCAGAUUAACUCUGUGUCCUCACAUCACCUCAGGCUCAGACUGAGAAUUUACUUCAGGUAAUCUGAACAUCUGAUAACAGAAACUAUUACAUUACAUCGAUAAAGCUGCGUGAUCAUAUGUGAAAUGAUCCAGGUGUCUUGCCGAAGAGCUCGCGUUUACAGUUGAUGAGACACAUAUUGAGAGAAAACAACCUCAUAACCUCCCACAUAAGCGCUCAACAGGUGCAUAAUUAGCAUGGGGAUCCACAAGCACGUGACAGAUUUACAAAUACAUAUAUACAUCAACAAAUGCACACAAGAGAUCCUCACACGCUCAGUAGACAAAUCCACAAACCAGAAGAAUGUACAAAUAUACUUCAGUCAUGAGUCACAAUACAAUACACAAAUAAAUUGCAAUAUGUGUAAUUUAGUGCACAAAUAAAUGCCGUUUGUACACACACAUGAGUGCUUCAUCAUAUGUAAUUCAUGACUGCUGUUCAGUGACCUUUCACCCCCUCCACCCCAUUUCCACCACUGCUUAUAACAAAAAAAAAAAAGGGGGAUCAAGUGUUUGAUAUCAUUAAAGAAAACUUUUCAAAUGUUUUAAUGAUAUAGAUUAUGAUACAUCCUGAGACUCUCAGUCUAAGAAAUUGCUGAAAAAAAAUCACAAAAAAUUUAGCCAAAAAUGUACUUUUCUUGUUUUUCUGAUUUUACAUUAUAUAUCUCUGGGUGUUAUAAAGGUGGCUCUGAAAAACUGCGUUUGUUUUGUUCCCAAUCAUGUCAAAUCUAUCUGAGAAAAAUGUUUGUGUUGAUAUGACAAAGCAAUCAAAAGUUAUAACAUUACAAAAAUAAUUUAUCAUAGUGUCCAAAAACAUCUCCAAACAAAUAAAACAUAAUAAUUGUACAUAAGAACUAAUUACACAUGCAAACACAACAAUGACUAAAGGUUUGCAUAGCAUGCAGACAUGAUUUUAGUCAUGAGAUUUCACAGAAUGAGUUUCAUUCUGUGUCAUUUGAGUCAUCAUUGAGUCUGUGUCAUGUAUUUGGCGCCAUCUCCUGGUGGUCAUAUGUAACAUUGUGCUUCAUGUGGAUUAUCUAAUGAUCUAUGCAUCUGAUUAUCUUGUGUGUGGACUCGUUUGAAAGAUAAUCACCUCCUCUAAGUAAUGAUAUGUGAGAUUUUAUGUUCCGUUUAUUUUUCGUGAAGUUAUAAGUGAAAACGUGGCAUAUAAGCAACUCCAACAUAAUUGUCAAAGACAUAUACUUAGCUAUUACUCUCUAUAUUUUUGUCUGUGAGUAAAACAAAUAGGCUGGUUGUAUUUUACUCUUUGAGAACUUUCCAACAACAUAUGACACAUGACUAUUUGAUCAGUUUGUUGUUUUUACUGAUGCAAUAAUAUGUACAGUGCGAUUGUUUUUAUUUAUAUUUUUUAUAAAUGAUCAAAACGGAACACUUCUGAUUUAUCUGCAAAUUUCAAAGCACUUGUUCAGUUUUGGUCAUAAUGUCUACAUGCAUUGGAAAGUAGAGCUUCUAAACUUUCAAACGAUACCUAUUUUGUGCUGGUCAAGACUGUAGUUAUUAAUAUAUUGACAAUUAUUUUUAUUGUAUUUUUUUGCACAGUGGGCUCAUCUGAGCUUAAAGGGUUAAACGAUAAUAGAUCUGGUGUUGUUAAUAAAGACACUGUGUUUGUCAGUGUGUUGAACUCUGAACUGACUUCAUGCAUCCACUAAAAAUCACCAGUUCAUUUAGUCAUUGAGCAAAAAUGAGUUCUGACAAAAGAUCCAGCAGCAUUAGAGAUGCUUUACAUUAAUAUACAUGUAUAUAAUUCCAUUUGGGAUGCAUUUUCCCUUACAGGACGUGAGGACAUGAUAUGACAUUAGAUUUUAGUUUUUAUUAUGUGAAAAAAACAAAACAUAAAUAGGACAGUCAAACACAUAUAUUAACUUAGAACAAAACAAGUUUAACAGUAAAAAUGCCAAAACGAUAUAAUGUAGCAAAUGAAGUUGAAACAUAAGACACAACAAAGGAUAUUUAGAAUAAUUCUGCUGAAACAUAUACAUGCAAAACAUCCCAUGCUGAUAUUAAAGACACUGUUAAAUAAACCCAACAGAGAUGGCGUUUAUUCCCUGGUAUUAUGAUUUCUAAAUAGUCAAAGCAAAGACAACAACAGAAAGAGUUUCGGUGUGUUUCAUUGAGUCAUUCAUGUGAAGAACGAGGUUUUAACUUUUCCCAAACUGAAAUUCAUCUAAACUCCCUGAUGCGCUCUUGUGAUGAAUUAACUUUGAGAAACGAAGGGUCAAAUUCAGCCUUAAUCUGUGAAAACUGCUAGAAUUGGGGUGAAUCUGUCAACAAUGGUUGUGAAAUCUGUGAUCCGUAUUUGAAUCUCAGAUCAGAGAAACUCUUUUCUUCCCUAUAUUCUCCUCCAGAGCUCUUAAAUACAGUAAACAUGGAGUUUGCAAACGCGUCUCCUGCUGGUGUUACACAGUAGUAUCUUAAAAGAGGAGUUCAGCCAUAAAUGAAAGUGCUGUCAUCUUUUACUCAUCCUCAUGUUGUUUUAAAUCUGUAUGACUUUGUCUUCUGUGAAACACAACAGGAGAAAAUAAGUAUUUGAGCUGCUCUUUUCCACACAAUGAAAGGACAAAGAGCACCAUAAAAAUAACCAUACAACUUAUGCGCUCUGUUGUACGGAAGCCCUGAAGGUGAAUAGUGCCUUCCUGAGCCUAUGUCCUACAAUUUUUUUUUUUUUCUCUCAGGCAAAAACAUUUUUUCUCUGCAUUUUCGUUUUUCCAUAUUUUUUCCCUAUGACAUUUUGUUUUCUCUGAAAUUAUUUUGACUGAAUUAUUUUUCUCUUUAGUUUAUUUUUCUCUGAAUUUUUCUUUCUCUUUGAAUUAUUUUUCUCUGAUUUUUUUUUCUGAUUUUUUCUCUCUGAAUUUUAUUUUCUCUUACAUUUUAUGUCUAAAAUUUUUUAGAUUUUUUUCUCUAAAUGUUUUUUCACUCUGAAUAUUUUUUCUUGUUACUUUUUUUUGUCUCUUAAUUUUUUUCACUGAAGUUUUCUUUCUCUUUAAAAUAAAAUUUAUUUGAAAAUUCUUUUCUCUCUUAGAAUUUCUUUCUUUGAAAUUAUUUUGUCAAAUUUUUUGUUUCUCUAGAUUUUUUCUCUGAUUUUUCUCCCUAAAUUGUUCUUUUUGAAUUUUUUUCUCUGAAAAUAUAUUUUUUUCUCUUUGAAAAUGAUUUUUUCUCUAAAAUGUUUCUUACGUGGCAACACAUUAGAAUUGUUUUUUUAUUCCUAGCUAACAA